Molecule: messenger RNA, 3214 nt
Organism: Rattus norvegicus (Norway rat)
Lineage: Eukaryota; Metazoa; Chordata; Mammalia; Rodentia; Muridae
Source: RefSeq, a predicted model, not a curated record
AGAUUCUGCUGGAACUAAGGCAAGCUCAGAGAUUCAAGUGUGCCUGAGAGAGAAUUGUGACCUUGACAACCUUCCUGGCCACGGUAGUGAGGUGUAGUUACCUGUGGUCAAAAGACAAACAGCCCAGGUCUGCACAAGGACGUGGACUAGUGAGGCAAGACCAAAGAUUAAGAUGGAAGACAAGCUUUAUAGAGUAAAAGUCUAUGUCAUGAUGGAAGACAAGCAGUGGAAAGACAUAGGUGCAGGACAAAUUUCAUCCAAAUACAUUGAUCGGCUCCAGGGAGUAUGCCUGCUUGUUCAUUCAGAAUCAGAUGGCUCACCAAUUCUGGAGUGCAAGAUACAACCUAAUGUGCCCUAUCAGAAACAUCAAGGGAAGGUAAUCAUUUGGUCUGAAGCUAAGAACCAUGGUACGGCAAUACAUUUCCAGGAACCAAAUGACUGUCAAGAGACCUGGGAAGUUAUCUGCCAAGUUCAAGGUAAAGAUCCAAAUGUAGAAAUCACACAAUUACUUACUGAUGAUCUGGAAAGUUUUAAAGAUAUGCUGCUCAGUUGGAAUAAAGUUGAGAUGUCAAGCUGUGAACUCCAUACACUUGAAAACAUUGCAGAUUUACUUUCUUUUGUCAAUGAAGCACCAAGCCACAAAAAAAUUCUUACACUGGUCUUGGAAAAAGAAGGUUACAUUAAAAAAUUGCUACAGCUGUUCAAAACUUGUGAAAAGCAUCAGAACAUAGACGGUUUACACUACUUAAAUAACAUCAUUAGAGGAAUCCUGUUUCUAGACAAUAUACAUUUGUUUAACAUUAUGUUUUCUGAUGAAUUUAUUAUGGAUGUGGUAGGAUGCCUUGAAUAUGGCCCUGGUUUAGAUGAGCCAAAGCAGCACAGGCAAUUUUUGACUCAAAAUGUGAAAUUCAAGAAUGUUAUGCAAAUAACUCACUCCCAACUUAGGAAAAAAAUACAACAGACCUACAGAAUGCAAUAUAUUUAUGAUAUUGUAUUACCCACACCAUCCAUAUUUGAAGUAAAUCUUCUUCAUGAUCUUAGCACUAUGAUUUUUUUCAACAAAAUUGAAAUAAUUACCAUGUUGCAAGAAGAUGAACAUUUUUUGCUCGAAGUUCUUGCUCAGCUAAAAGAUAACACUGUAAGCAAUGAGAGACGGCAUGAAUUGUUAUUAUUCUUCAAGGAAUUUUGUGCAUUUGCUAAGACAUUACACUUUCAAAAGAAAAAUACAUUACUGAAAACACUAAUAAAGCUAGGAAUCAUUAGUGCUCUGAAAGUUGUAGUACACAUGCAUGAUUACCAAAUACAAGUAGCUGCUUUAGAACUAUUUGCACAUCUAGUAGAAUAUAGUCCACGUCUAAUUCGAGCAUAUGCAAUGAAAGAAGCUCAGUACAGUGAAGAUAAUGAUGGCCUUCUGAUUAAUAUAAUGAUCAAACAAAUGACCUGUGAUUCUGAUCCUGAAUUUUCACGAAGCAUCAUUUUGACAACAGUUCUCCAUGCAAUUCUUGAUCCAGAAAAUAUGCGUGUCACAACUAAGGGGCAUGAAAGAAGAAAAUUCCUGAAUUACUUUUAUAGACAUUGCAUGAAUAAACUCAUAGAACCAAUUUUGUCUAUAACAGUAGAAAAUAAUAGUGAUGACAAUAGGGUUAAUAUCUGUCCUGAUAAUUAUCAAAAUGCACAAUUACUUGGUGCAAUUUUAGAAAUACUCACAUUUUGUGUGCAGUACCACUCAAAAUAUGUAAAAAAUUAUAUUAUAAGCAAAAACUUGCUCAGCAGAAUCUUGAUACUGAUGAGUUCAAAGCACACAUUUCUGAUUUUGUGUGCUGUCCGGUUUAUGAGAAAAAUGAUCGGCCUUAAAGACAAAAUGUACAAUCUUUACAUAGUUGAGAAAAAUCUGUUUGAACCAGUUGUAAAUGCUUUUAUGCAUAAUGGACAUCGGUACAAUAUGUUAAAUUCAGCUAUUAUUGAGCUAUUUGAAUUUAUAAGACAAGAAAACAUCAAGUCUCUCAUUGCAAACAUUGUGGAAAAAUUUUUUAUGUUCUUUGAAUCAAUUCAGUAUGUUCAGACAUUUAAAGGGUUGAAAACUAAAUAUGAAGAGGAAAAAAAGAAGAAGAGAGAGAGACAAUUAAGAAAGAGUUUACAUAAUAUAAUAUACCAGAGAAUAUAUUGUAGACAUAUCAAAGCUAUGGAAGUAAAGGUCAAGGCAGAUAUAUUUUGUAGACAGAUCACAGAUAAAGAAGAAGAAAGAGAAAAAGGAGGAGGAGGAGGAGAAGGAGGAGGAGGAAGAGGAGGAGAAGGAGAAGGAGGAAGAGAAGGAGGAGGACGAGAAGGAGAAGGAGGAGGCGGGGGAAAAGGAGGAAGAGGAGAAGGAGGAGCUGUUCUAUCAAUGGGAAGUGACAUUCCAAGUCAUUAUGAUAUGUUUGUGAAAAUUAACGAGAUGAAUGAAAGAGAAAAUGUAAUAGAAUGCCGAAAAAGAAAGUCAUCUGCAACCUCUGAAUAUUCUACGUCUUGUGGUGAUACGUCUGAUAAUGGAAUAAGUACAGUUUAUUGUAGCAGUCUUGUUCCUUUAGUGGAUUACGCAUAUGAUACUGAUGGUGAAGAUGAUGAUGGUUCUUAUGGUAACAAUGAAAAUGAAGAAGAAGAAGAAGAAGAAGAAGAAGAAGAACCCCCGAAAAAAAAACCUUAUUUUCAUCCAUAAAAUAAUAUGAACUCAAAGCUCAAAUAAAAUUGUGUAGAUAUCACUAACUCAAAAUAUCAUUUAAAAAUAUUUCUCCUAUGGACUUUUAGUUAUGGUAGAAUCCAGUGCAAAAUAAUAAGAGACCUUAAUUUUACAUAAAGAAAACCUUCCAUAAAUAGAUGUGUAUUAUAAAAUAAACAGCAACUAAGUUAUAACUUCUUAUAAAGAACAUCUUACUUUAGCCACAUGUUUCGAGAAGAGGAAAAAUUUUAAUAAAUAAUUCAAUUUUUACUAAGGUAUUAGAAGCAUCUACAAAGGUUUUAUUGAAAAUCCUACUGUCAAAGAAGGGGUCUAGAAAUUCUUUCCAUAAAUUGGCAUUUGUUUAGAGUAUACUUUGAUGUAUUGAAGACAAAAUAACAUGAGACUUUUCAACAUUUCUGUGAAGAUUUACCAGAAUUUUAGCAUUAUGAAUAAUAAUAGGGGAACAACAUUCAGUGUAAUUCAGUAAAAUUUUCAUUAAUAAAGUGAUAUGCUAGAUCC